GAUCCGAUGGUAAGGAUUUCUCCAUCGGCUUGCAAUCCUAGUGCCUCGCCGAGGCAAUGAAGCAACUCCGUGUGUCCAAGUACUCGUGGGGAUCAACUACGGUAGAUACGUGGCGUAUCGUUUGGCAAUGGAUGCCGGGCCGGCGGUGGUGGAUCGGGUGGUGAUCAUGAAAUCGACUAUUGGGGCCCGAUGUCAUGAUGCGAAGACUCUGGCCGAGAAGGAGAAACGAGAUGGGAGCGAUACAAGACACUUUCAACUUGUUCCAUCCCACCUCCAGCCAGCAUUUGAUCAUCCAAAACUCAAAGGACAGAAACCAUUGGAUCCACCAGAGAGUCCAAAAGGACAUUAUAACUCAACAACAACUAAUCAUGUCUUGAAUGAGAACAUCCAACUGUGGAGAGUGUCUGGUAAGUCAUGCCCAGAAGGGACCAUUGCCAUUGGAAGAACUACUGAAGAAGAUAUCUUGAGAGCUAGUUCUAUUAGGAGAUUCGGGAGGAAAACAAUUUCAAGAGUUCACUGUGAUUCCACUGCCAGUGGCCAUGAGCAUAUAGUUGGAUAUGUAAUGGGAGAGCAAUAUUAUGGAGCCAAAGCUGGUUUAAAUGUCUGGGCUCCAAGAGUAGCAAGCUCAUCUAAGUUUAGCUUAUCACAAAUAUGGGUCAUCUCUGGUUCCUUUGGUGAUGACCUCAACACUAUUGAAACUGGAUGGCAGAUUAGUCCACAGCUAUAUGGAGACAACAGUCCUAGGUUCUUUACUUAUUGGACAAUAAGUAACAUAGUACCAUAAGUAAAUGGCAACAACAAAAGAUAUGGUUAUAAUUGAUCAUCAUCAUAAUGUAAUGGUUGAUGCUGCAGACUGAUGCAUAUCAAGCUACAGGCUUUUAUAACCAUAUCAUUGUAAAUAACCAUAUUAACAAUGAUAUGGUUUUUAGACUACGUAUAAUUAAAUAAAUCUAUUAAUUUCUUUGUCUUGAUCAUUCUGUAGAAUUUCAUGAAAGUGAAUGGACAUUUGAUUGGCUUCCUUAUAGGAACUAUGCAAGUUUUGAUGUAAAAUGAUAUUUGGCUAUGUAUCUUGCUAAUAAGAUGUGGGCACUUUUCAGUGAGGUGUAUUUAUUAUAUAUAGUUUGAGCUUCUGCAUUGUAUUAAUUUAAAUUGUUGACUAUUGAGGACUUAAUGGUUGUUUCUGCAUAUUUUUUAUCUGGUCUCCAUGAGGCAAUGAUUCAUGGCUUAUUCAAAAGUUAAAAUUUUGAUCAGAUUGGAAGAUUGCUUACUCAAAAGUUUUAUCUAUGAGUAAUUUAAUUCCCUGGAAAUUGAUUGGCGAUUUUAAUAUAGAUUUAUUUAGUUAAUUAUUGUUAAAUUAUCUUGGAAUUCUACUUAUUGUUUAGGCAGUAUAUUUUAUCAAUUGUAGUUAAUGCAUUCUUUGUUA
Molecule: messenger RNA, 1423 nt
Organism: Dioscorea cayenensis subsp. rotundata (Guinea yam)
Lineage: Eukaryota; Viridiplantae; Streptophyta; Magnoliopsida; Dioscoreales; Dioscoreaceae
Exons: 5
Coding region: 128-784 (218 amino acids)
Molecular function (GO): protein binding
Source: RefSeq, a predicted model, not a curated record